AAAUCAGAUAUAUAUUUUUUAGUCAGCAAAAUCUUACACUUGGAGAAGUUUUUUCUUAAUUGAUCUGACUUUUUCAUGAAGGAAAAGUGUCAUAUUCUUCUAUAUCAUUGACUUUGAUAUUGUGGGGAAACCAAACAUGUGCAGAAGAUUCAGAAAAAACUUGGGUAUGAAUGAAAGGGUCAAAACAUUUUUACUCUUAAAGCAUUCUUUAAAAUAUUCAUGCAGAUGCAAUUGCCAGCUUUAAGUAAGCUGUUACAAAGUCAUGUUAUUCUCCUCUUUCUGUCUUUGAGAGUUGGCAAAACAAAAACUUAAAUCUGAAGAGCUCGCUCAGAAGCUGUAAAAACUCAGAAAUUAUGGCUUCAAAGCUUGUCAUAUUUGUGGUUUUGAUCCUUAAUGUCAUUGCUUUCGGGCUUGCUGUCAACGCUGAACGAAGACGGAACACUGCCCACGUAAUAGCAGAUCCAGAGUUGCACUACAAGUACUGUCGGUAUGAUUCAGACAAUGUUGCAACAAGAUAUGGGCUAGGUGCAUUUUUCUGUCUUUUGGUUAGCCAAAUAAUUAUCAUGGCUGCCAGCCGAUGCUUAUGCUGUGGGAAGGGUCUGAACCCUGGAGGAUCAAGGGCUUGCGCCAUCACUCUUUUCAUCUUCUGCUGGCUGACUUUUAUUGUAGCGGAGGUAUGCUUGUUGGCGGCUUCUGCAAGGAAUGCGUAUCACACAAAAUAUAGGACUUUCUAUGGAGAUCGCGCACCAUCUUGUGAGACGCUAAGGAAAGGAGUCUUUGCAACUGGAGCUGCAUUUACCUUCUUCACCACCAUUUUCUCUGAAUUCUAUUACGUUUCCUACUCUAAGGCAAGGGGCUGACCCUGAGCCUGGAUUACGUAGAUAAACAAAGCGCGUUAUAAUGGUAGGGAGAAUCUAUUGUACAACAUCACCUUUUGUGGUUAUUAUUGAUGUGAUAUUGUGACUACUUUUCGGACUUCACUAGAAUAUUGGUUUUAGGAAGAUGUUUAUGUCAUUGUUUUUGGUACAUAAU
Messenger RNA from Beta vulgaris subsp. vulgaris (sugar beet), 1032 nucleotides. RefSeq lists its product as hypothetical. The coding region runs from base 354 to 860 and encodes 168 amino acids. The transcript is spliced from 3 exons. The record is from RefSeq and is a predicted model, not a curated record. NCBI's taxonomy places the organism in Eukaryota, Viridiplantae, Streptophyta, Magnoliopsida, Caryophyllales, Amaranthaceae.